AUGGAAAUCUUUCGGAUCUUUCAUAUCUCAGGACAAGAGCUAUUGAGCCUAGACCCGUGGCACCUUUUUGCCUUGCUUUUACCAGCCAUUGUCACCACAUUCAUUUGCAUUCGACUGAGAGGUCUCCACACUAAUGAUCUUCCAGUCCUCAACCCUAAGAACUGGUGGGAAUUCACAAAUCGCCGACGAAGAGCUGAAUUCAUAAAGGAGGGUAAAAGGCUCUUCACACUUGGUCGGCAGAAAUACCCAGAUUCACCGUAUAAACUUUACACUGAUUGGGGCGAGGUUGUUGUUUUGCCACCAGAGUGUGCGGAGGAACUGAAGAAUGACACGAGGCUGGAAUCCCUCCCUAUUGUUAGAGAGGAUGUACACAGUGCAAUCCCUGGUUUCGAAGGGUUUUGCCCCCAUGAUAGCGUGCCAUACAUAAUUACAAAAUAUCUGUCAAAGCCAGCACAAAAGUUCACCGUUCCGCUUUCUCAUGAAGCCUGCACUGUCUUGGAGGACGUAUUCAGUGCCCCGACAGAUUGGAUCGAGAUCGAUCCGAGAGCAGACUUGUAUAGAAUAGUCCUUCGUAUGAACACCAAGACCUACAUGGGUGAGAAGCUAAGUAGGGACGAUGAAUGGACCGAUGCUUUCACACAGUACUCACUUCUUGGGUUUGAAUUGUCCGAGAUAUUGAGAGCUUGGCCACUCUGGGCUCGAGGUGUAGUCCAUUGGUUUUUGCCAUCCUGCUGGGAGCUCCGCCGCAGGCUUGUUCGAGUACGGAAGCUUCUAGCAGCGCAUAAUGACCAUCGAGUGCGCUUACAGUUGCAGCGCCAGUGUGCGGGAGAUGAGUCUAGGUUCAACGACACAAUCGAGUGGUUUGAGAACGACCUCAAAGGACAACAGGAUAUUAUUGUUUUUCAACUGAACCUCGUUUUGGCCUCAGCUCAUACGACAUCUGACCUCUUGACGCAGGCUGUAAUAGGGAUUGCCGAACACCCCGAACUGUUUGGCUCCCUGAGGGAGGAAGUGAUUCAAGUCAUUGGUACGCAUGGCUGGGAAAAGUCAGGGCUUAACGAGUUGAAACGCAUGGAUAGUGUGAUCAAAGAGCUGCAGCGAUUGAACCCACCACUUCUAGUCAAUUUUCGCAGACGAGCCAUGGCAGACAUUGAACUUAGAUGUGGUAUUAACAUCAAAGCAGGAACUAGGAUUGUGGUUGAUGUCAUGCAUACGCUCAAUUCUUCUCUUGGUUAUAACGAAAAAGCAGAACAAUGCCUUCCAUAUCGUUAUCUUGAGAAGCGUGGAUCUCCCACUCAGCGCACACAAGCACAGCUAGUUGCCACAGGCGUUAACCACAUGGGCUUUGGACACGGCCGUCACGCCUGCCCAGGACGCUUUUUUGCUGCUCAAGAAAUCAAGAUCAUUCUUUGUCACAUGCUUCUGAAAUACGAUUGGAAGUUAAAGGGACAUGGGAAAUCACCAGAUUUAAGGGUAAAUGGGAUGACGGUGGUCCGAGAUACGACUGUCAGACUCCUCCUCAAGAGACGCAAAGAAGAGAUUGAUUUGUAA
Molecule: messenger RNA, 1551 nt
Organism: Fusarium sp. VM40
Lineage: Eukaryota; Fungi; Ascomycota; Sordariomycetes; Hypocreales; Nectriaceae
Source: the annotation of a GenBank genome assembly